AUGGCUAUUUAUCUGAUUACAGGCGCGAAUCGAGGUGUUGGCCUCGAGUUCGUACGUCAGUAUUCCAGCGAUGCCAAGAAUACCGUGGUUGGCUUGGUGAGGGAUAAAGAUGCAGCCGAAAAGAAUGCUGCAUCGCUGUUUUCUGGUCAAUUGAAUGUCCAUUUUAUCGAAGCAGAACUUACAAAAUACGAAUCUUUGAAGAAAGCGGCUGCGCAAACGAGCCGCAUCACCGGCGGGAAGCUCGAUUAUGUAAUCGCCAAUGCAGCCAUUGUUUCUGAAUGGUCAGCAUUUAGCAGUCUGGAAGAACUUGGCAGAGACCCAGAUGGGCUUGAACAGGAUCUGGCUGAGUCCUUCAACGUCAACGUCAUAGGCAACAUAAACCUCUUCAACUUAUUCCUCCCGCUUGUUCGGAAAGGGGGGGCCAAGAAGGUCAUUACCAUCUCCUCUGGUAUGGCAGAUCUGGAUCUCAUCAACAACUAUGACCUUGAGCUGGCAGGGCCGUAUACCAUCAGCAAAGCCGCGAUGAAUGCUGCCGUUGCCAAGUACAGCGCCGUGGGCCGGAAGGAAGGCAUUUUAUUCAUGUCCAUCAGUCCAGGCGUCGUGGAAACUGGUCACCAUUCAGAAGCCACAGAAGAGCAGCUGCAAAGAGUGGCAGAAAUGGGCAAAAAGUUCGCCACCUAUGCGCCUCAUUUCACCCGCCCCCUUACGCCGGAGGAGUCUGUCACUGCUAUCCGCGAAGUUAUAGUCAAGGCAAGCAUUGAGGCAGGCAGUGCCGGGUCGUUUGUUUCGCACCUAGGAAAUCAACAGUGGUUAUAG
Messenger RNA from Hirsutella rhossiliensis, 816 nucleotides. RefSeq names its product short chain dehydrogenase domain-containing protein. NCBI's taxonomy places the organism in Eukaryota, Fungi, Ascomycota, Sordariomycetes, Hypocreales, Ophiocordycipitaceae. Gene Ontology annotation, molecular function: oxidoreductase activity, acting on the CH-OH group of donors, NAD or NADP as acceptor. The record is from RefSeq and is a predicted model, not a curated record. The transcript has 5 exons. The coding region runs from base 1 to 816 and encodes 271 amino acids.